AUGGCCCCCAACGCACGCCGCGGCCCUUGGUCGCAGGCCGAGGACCAGUUUCUCCUCUCCAUCGUCUCGCAGCAGGGCGCCAACAACUGGGUGCGGAUAUCGCAGAUGCUGCGCACCCGCACCCCUAAGCAGUGCCGCGAGCGCUUCCACCAGAACCUCAAGCCCACCCUCAACCACGACCCCAUCACCCCCGAGGAGGGUGAGAUCAUCGAGCGCCUGGUUGCCGAGAUGGGCAAGAAGUGGGCCGAGAUUGCGCGCCAGCUCAAUGGCCGCAGCGACAAUGCUGUGAAGAACUGGUGGAACGGCGGCCAGAACCGCAGGCGCCGCAUGUCUGAAAGGCGCCGCAGCGAGGCCCAGACGGCCGCCGUCCAGCAGCACCACGCCGGUCACUUCCACCACCACCAGACCCAGUACCAGCAAUUCCACCAGCCGCAGCACUCGUACCACUCGCGCCCCGCCCCACUCUCCAUCCAGCCGCAGCCCUACAGCGCCCGCGCCUACGACACGCCCAUCCCCUCGCCCUCUGGCCAGUCCGUGCUCUCCACCGAAGGCGCCCCCUCCCUCAUCACCGACAGCGGCUCCGAGUCGCGGUCACCCCACUACGCCGCCUCCCCCAUGGAGCAUCCUCUUCCCCCGCUCAUUGGCCGCCGCGACGAGCGCCGCCGCUCCAGCCUCGCCUACCUUCCGCGCAACUCAUCCUUUAUCAACGACGACGAGAACUCGCAACUCGCACCGCUGCGCGCCUCCUCUGCCGACAACGGCGACGCCGCCGCCCGCAAGCGCGAGCAGAUGAGGCUGCCCGAGCCCCCAUCGUUCGUCAGCAACGGCGGAUCUCCCAUCUUCCGCGAGCCCAACUACAGCUCGACCGGCAGCAAGCAGCUGCCUCUCCUCACCCAGCCUUUCACUGCGAGCGGCAGCGUCUCGAGGAGGUCGAGCCCCAUCCAGUUCUCGCCCCACCGUGCCUCGUACUGCCCGCCCCAGCAAUUACUGCCCAGCUUCAGCGAGCUGGUGCAGCCGCGCGCACACAGCACAACCACGCUGGCACCGGCUCCCUACCUACCACCCAUGAAGCCUAGAAGCCCCACCAGCAAACCCAACGCCGUCGCCUCCAUUCUGAACUGA
Lasiodiplodia theobromae is the source of this 1122-nucleotide messenger RNA. Its product is annotated as Myb family conidiophore development protein. The transcript has a single exon. NCBI's taxonomy places the organism in Eukaryota, Fungi, Ascomycota, Dothideomycetes, Botryosphaeriales, Botryosphaeriaceae. Bases 1 to 1122 code for a protein of 373 amino acids. Gene Ontology annotation, molecular function: RNA polymerase II cis-regulatory region sequence-specific DNA binding; DNA-binding transcription factor activity, RNA polymerase II-specific. Gene Ontology annotation, biological process: positive regulation of transcription by RNA polymerase II; mitotic cell cycle. The record is from RefSeq and is a predicted model, not a curated record. Gene Ontology annotation, cellular component: nucleus.